Protobothrops mucrosquamatus (brown spotted pit viper) is the source of this 780-nucleotide messenger RNA. RefSeq names its product non-SMC condensin II complex subunit H2 (gene NCAPH2). The annotation marks the transcript as partial. The record is from RefSeq and is a predicted model, not a curated record. NCBI's taxonomy places the organism in Eukaryota, Metazoa, Chordata, Lepidosauria, Squamata, Viperidae. Gene Ontology annotation, biological process: mitotic sister chromatid separation; meiotic chromosome condensation. Gene Ontology annotation, cellular component: nucleus; condensin complex. The transcript has 8 exons. Gene Ontology annotation, molecular function: chromatin binding.
AUGGAGCAGGAUCCAGGAGAGAAAAAAAUAGCAAAUGAAACUGACCGGACCUCUUUCCUCUCUUUGGAUGACAUCCAGCAGGCCAGCAGAACCAACGUGGACCUGAGGGACGACCAGCAGCAGCACGUUAUCCCCGUUGUGCCCUUGACCCCGAUGGCUCUGGUUCCCCCCGAAGACUCGGACAAGAAGGACAACCCCCUCUUCAGCCGGAAGGGGGAACUGCUUGCCAGCCGGAAGGACUUCCGCAUGAACACCUGCACCCCGCAGAACAACGGGCUCUUCAGGCUGGACCUGGCGGGGCGCUCCCCCACCCGGGGCCCAGCAGGCAGGAACGGCGAUUGGGGCCGGGCUGACCCAAAUGACCUGGAGGAACUGUACUGGAGGGGCGUGAAGGAGCGCCUGGUGGCCCGGAGGAAGCUGCAGAAGAAGGUGAGCCGCAGAAAUUCCCUCAAAUUUCUCAAUUCCCUUUCAGGCCCUGGUGAAGUCCCUUCUUCCGUUAGCUACGAGGAGCUGUUCAGCAGGAACGUGGAGCUCUUCAUGGCCCACUCCCAGAAGUACACCCGGGAGACCGUGCUGUCCCAGCGGGUCCGCGACUGGGAGGAGAUGAUGGGCCCACAGCUGGAGGAACAGGAAUCCCGCAGCGCCUUCGACAUCCACAGCUACGGAGACCAGCUGGUGACCCGGUUCAGCCGCCUGGGCGAGUGGCACUCGUUCGCCAGCCUGCUGGCAGGGCAGCCGGCCUUUGAGGUCUGCCGCGCCAUGCUGGCCUCCCUGCAACUG